AUGUCGUCACCUCCAUCAUACCAGAACCCAACUACUUCUCUCAAGCGCCCCUCCAUCUCAUCCACCACCUCACAGCCGAUCGGCAAAAAGCAGCGCAUGCAGCACCCCCUUCGACAGACGUCCUUCCCAGCAAACCUUGCCCCGACAGAGCGCAGUUUCGCUGGCACAAGUGAUGCUGGUAGUGUCACGGGCAGUUUCACUGGAAGCCUGGGAGGGACCAGCGCGGAUGGGGUCUUUUCCUCGGCGCGUGGGAAGAAGCGCGGACGGAAGACUAAGGCUGAUAAGGACCGCGAUCGGGAUGAUGCGAUGAGUACACGAACUGGUGAUGCGGGUCGAUUUGGCUCUGCGGACGCCGAGGGCUCAGUACGGGGAGGGAUGGGCGGUGGGCGUCCAGCUGAUGAUGGCGAUGACUAUGAUGACGAUGAUGACGAGGGGGAGCUUUUGGGUCGGGAGGAGGGGGCUGUUGACACAGAGGCAGAGAAGAAGAAUCUUGCGAUCUUGGUGGAUGCAUUUAAUCCCAUUCAAUCUGAGCGGUACGAUCUGUUCAAGCGUGCGAAGCUACGCAAAGAAUCCCUCCGUCGAAUUGUCAACCACGCACUCUCCCAGUCUGUCCCGGCAAGUGUGGUCACAUCAGUCAAUGGUUUUACCAAGGUUUUUGCUGGUGAGAUGAUUGAAAAGGCGCGAACUGUUCAGGCCGAAUGGGCCAUUGCACACGAUCAAGCGACUCGCGCGAAGUUCGAUGCCGAAGAAGCCGCUGCGGAGGAAGCUUGGCAAGCCAAAAUCCAGGCCCAAGCAACGACCAAAACGGGAACACCCACCCAAUCGGGUAUCGCCUCCCUAGGCAAUGGCAUUAAGAAAGAAUCUCCCGACCCAUCGCAAACACAUCCUUCAACGUCCUCCUCAAAAACAGCGCCUAGCCCUGCUCCUUCGCGCCCGCGACGUGAAUUCCGCCCGCCGCCCAACCCACACCGAGGCCAGCUUCUACCCUCACACUUGCGUGAAGCACAGAGGCGAUCGAAGCGUGACGGUGAAGGUGGCGGUGUCGGUUUCUCGGGUAUGAGUAUGGAUAACCUCGGUGUCAAGGGAGCAUUUACAUGGAGUUCUGGUAGCGGUUUACGAGGUAUCGCCUCCUUCCUCGUAGUCCUAACUCACCUCGCCCGCGCAUGGGACUAUGACCUUUUCUCUCCAAGCGACACCGAAGAUGCAGACCCCCGAAUCCUUCAGUGGCCCAUCUUGCGCAUCCCUUGGCAAGGCCGGGUAGGCGUCACAAUAUUCGCCUUCCUAACAGGCUAUGUCUGUGCCCUGAAGCCAUUGAAACAAUCUCGCAGCGGAGAUACAGGCGGCGCGUUGACUACAGUCGGGAAAAGCGCAUUUAGACGACCCCCGCGUCUGAUACUGCCGGCUUCCAUUGCGCUGGUGAUCUCGUGGGUGGUCGCGCAGUUUGGCGGGUUCGUUGUUGCCAAUCGGUCGGAUUGCUGGUGGUGUCGAUAUGCGUCGCCAGAGUUAGAGGAUUCAUUCUGGAAGGAAGUUGUGAGGCUUCUUGGGAACUUCCUGUCGACGUGGACGACGGGGUAUAUGGCUUAUGACGAUCACCAAUGGGCACUUUUGCCGCUGCUGGCGUCCUCUAUGCUGGUUUAUAUCUUGAUUGUUGGAACGGUGUUCAUGCGGUUCCGAUUCCGUAUGUUGGUUUAUAUUGCGAUGAUCUUGUACUUCCAUCAAGAUGCGGCGAAAAAUACCGAAACCUUUCAAAUGCAAGCCGUCUACGGUAUGCUUCUCAGCGACCUCUCUUAUAACACAGCCCUUAAAAACUGGGUACAAACACACCGCUACCUUCGCAAAGCUAUUACCUUGCCCCUUGCAAUUCUGGGACUCUUGAUAGCCUCAUACCCAGGCGACCACCCAGAAUGGGCAACUUGGUCCAAGACUAUGUUCAACGCAGCAACAUACAUUUUCCCACCAAAUGUAGAUAUUGGUAAGCGCUACACAGCCCUUGGCGUCGACAUGAUUAUCUUGGCAAUCUAUCUAUCCCCGACUACAAAGGAGUUCCUUGCAAACCGCCUGCUGCUCUGGCUGGGCAAGCAAAGUUUCGCUGUAUAUCUCAUUCAUGGCACGAUGCUGCGCGUUGUGCUUUGUUGGAUGUUGUAUGGUAUUACUGGUCAGCCUUGGGAGGGCCCCGAGGCGGCCACGGAUGAUAUCCGAGAUAACUGGUUGCCCUUGAGAUCGCCUUGGGUGGUUGGUAUGAGCAUUCCUGUUUGGAUUGCGAUUGUUUAUGCUUGUGCGGCUGCUUGGACGGCGUAUGUGGAUACCUUCUGUGCAAGGAUGACAGCCAAGCUGGAAAAGGCUGUGUUUGUGGGCUCCGAGAACGAAAAGGAGGGUUUGCCUUUGCCUGCCACGUCAAUUCCUAUGCAGACUGUAUGA
Molecule: messenger RNA, 2418 nt
Organism: Penicillium verhagenii
Lineage: Eukaryota; Fungi; Ascomycota; Eurotiomycetes; Eurotiales; Aspergillaceae
Exons: 4
Coding region: 1-2418 (805 amino acids)
Biological process (GO): transcription initiation at RNA polymerase II promoter; RNA polymerase II preinitiation complex assembly
Cellular component (GO): transcription factor TFIID complex; nucleus
Molecular function (GO): protein heterodimerization activity; transcription coactivator activity; acyltransferase activity, transferring groups other than amino-acyl groups
Source: RefSeq, a predicted model, not a curated record